AGGUGUUCACCAUCUUGAUCAAAUCUGCUCUGCUCUUUUUCGGCCCGCGCCGUCGACCGGAGGCUUGGGGGGAUGGCCGGCGGCGACCUGCGCAGCCUUACGGCGGUCGCGGCCGGCGUGGCCGCUGCCAUGUCGUAUGUCCGCUUCGCCGCGCGCCGCCUCCGCCCUGGGCUGCCCCGCCUCGCCGCGUUCGUCCCGGUGCUCGCCGUGCUCCCGGUCCUCCCGCUCGCGUUCCGCGCGCUCCAUCUCCGGGCCGUCUCCGGGUUCUUCCUCGCCUGGCUCGCCGAGUUCAAGCUGCUGCUCCUCGCCUCGGGGGGGCAGGGCCCGCUCGACGCGUCCCUCCCUCUGCCCGCCUUCGUCGCCGUCGCCUCCUUGCCCGUCCGGCAGCGAAGGCCUGCAGGUUCCGAGAACGCCCCGCGCUCGGGCCUUGGCCUCGUCACGUCCGCCGUGAUGGCCGCGCUGCUCGCGGCCAUCGUGUCGCUGUACCGGCACGGGGAGAAGAUGAACAAUUACGCCCUGUUGAUGCUGUACUCGCUGCACGUCUACCUGUCGCUGGAGCUCAUCCUGGCGUUCACGGCGGCGGCGGCGCGCGUGGUGAUGGGGAUGGAUCUGGAGCCGCAGUUCGACCGGCCGUACCUGUCGGCGAGCCUGCGGGAGUUCUGGGGACGGCGGUGGAACCUCUCGGUGCCCGCGCUGCUCCGCCAAUGCGUGAGCCGCCCCGUGCGGGCGCGCGUCGGCGGCGUCGGCGGCGUCGCCGCGGGGGUCCUCGCGGCGUUCCUCGUCUCCGGGAUCAUGCACGAGGCGAUCAUCUACUACGCCACGCUGCGUCCGCCGACGGGGGAGGCCACCGCGUUCUUCGCGCUGCAGGGGGUGUGCGCGGUGGCGGAGGGGUGGUGGGCCGCGCACAGUGGGUGGCCGCGGCCGCCGCGCGCCGUCGCGACCACCCUGACGCUGGCGUUCAUCCUGGCGACGGGGUUCUGGCUCAUCGUCCCGCCGAUCACGAGGACCGAGACCGACAAGGUGGUGAUCGCCGAGACCGAGGCCGUCGUCGUGUUCGUUCGCGACGCCGGUAGCUGGGCGGCCUCCUCCGUCCGAUCAUUUUUUACCGGUCGCUCCUAGUUCGGUACUUCGGUACGACAGAUUGCUCAUUUUGGUACAGUAACGUGGCUAGUUCGUGCGAACAUGGGCCUAAACUGUCCACCAGCAGAAACGAUCAGGCAUGAAUACAAGAUGCUAUUGCUACCUGAGUUCCUGGCAACACAUUGGCGCGCUAGCGAUUGUUUGUAGCAAGGGAUGGAUAUGGAUACAUAUUGAAUAAUGGGUAAUCUAUUCGUUGCUUUAAUUAACUAGAUGAACUAAAGUAUAAAGAAUAAAACUUUAUUUAUUUGAUCCAAAUAGAGUUGUUUAAGGAUUUGCAACUGAGUUUAUAGU
Oryza brachyantha (malo sina) is the source of this 1431-nucleotide messenger RNA. Its product is annotated as probable long-chain-alcohol O-fatty-acyltransferase 5. NCBI's taxonomy places the organism in Eukaryota, Viridiplantae, Streptophyta, Magnoliopsida, Poales, Poaceae. The transcript is spliced from 2 exons. The coding region runs from base 73 to 1119 and encodes 348 amino acids. The record is from RefSeq and is a predicted model, not a curated record. Gene Ontology annotation, biological process: lipid metabolic process.